AUGACAGACUCUACGCUGACGUCGUCGGCACCGGACAUGCGCAUUGCGCUCAUCGGCGCCGGCACCAUCGGGCUCUCCCUUGCGGCUCUGCACCUCACGCAUCUCCCGGACGCGUCUCAGCUCACCAUCAUGGAUGUCCGCCCGGAUCUCGAAGCCUACGUAGCUGCCGUCCUGCCGACCCAUCUCCCCCCCGGCCUGCGUAAGCUUGCCGCCGAGGUCAAGCUCACGUCGUCCGUUGCGGAGGCGGUGGCAGACUGCACCAUAGUCCAAGAGAGCGGCCCCGAGAGGCUGGACUUCAAGACGCAGCUCUGGGCCGACGUGGAGAGGCUCGCCCCGCGAGGCGCACUGCUCUGGACCAGCACGUCUGGGAUUCCGGCAUCGCAACAAAACGCUGCCAUGGAGGACAAGACGAGACUGCUCGUGGUGCACCCGUUCAACCCCCCGCACAUCCUCCCCCUGCUGGAGAUUGUACCCUCGCCGCAGACCUCGCGGGCCGUGGUGACCAAGACGAUGGACUUUUGGCGCCAGAUCGGCCGGGAGCCCGUCUUGCUCAGCCGUGAGAUCACGGGCUUCGUCGCGGGGCGUCUCGCGUGGGCACUAUUGCGCGAGGCGAUCCACCUGGUCAACGAGGACGUGGUGACGGUGGAGCAGCUGGACCGCGUCAUGCAGACGAGCAUGGGCCCGCGCUGGGCGUACGCCGGCCCCUUCAAGAGCUUCCAGGCCGGCGGCGGCCCCGGCGGCCUGAGAGCCCUGCUGGGCAACGUGGGCGGGACGGUGCAGGCCUGCUGGGACGACGGCGGGCGGGUAGACGUGGGCGGCUCCUGGGAGGCCAAGGUGUUUGCCCAGACGGACGAGGCGUACGGACGGCCUGAUCUGGAGGAGCGCGAUGAGGCCAACCGAAUGGUGCUGAGGGCCGUGCGUGAAGCCAAAAGCGGUCGACCCGGGCCCGCGUCCGCUGAUGGUCACGACGGCACAUAA
Purpureocillium takamizusanense is the source of this 978-nucleotide messenger RNA. RefSeq lists its product as uncharacterized. NCBI's taxonomy places the organism in Eukaryota, Fungi, Ascomycota, Sordariomycetes, Hypocreales, Ophiocordycipitaceae. Gene Ontology annotation, molecular function: NAD+ binding; oxidoreductase activity, acting on the CH-OH group of donors, NAD or NADP as acceptor. Bases 1 to 978 code for a protein of 325 amino acids. The transcript has a single exon. The record is from RefSeq and is a predicted model, not a curated record. Gene Ontology annotation, biological process: fatty acid metabolic process.